Messenger RNA from Symsagittifera roscoffensis, 1948 nucleotides. RefSeq names its product dynein regulatory complex subunit 4-like. Bases 304 to 1791 code for a protein of 495 amino acids. The transcript is spliced from 4 exons. NCBI's taxonomy places the organism in Eukaryota, Metazoa, Xenacoelomorpha, Acoela, Convolutidae. Gene Ontology annotation, molecular function: microtubule binding; small GTPase binding. Gene Ontology annotation, cellular component: motile cilium; Golgi apparatus; microtubule. The record is from RefSeq and is a predicted model, not a curated record. Gene Ontology annotation, biological process: cell motility.
AUGAUAAAAAUAAAAACGUGCGUCUGAAACACACACGCAAACACCUGCGUUUAAGAAGUAAAGAGAGCAUUGCAUGCCACAUUCUAGUCAGUUGAAACAUACGAUAGUAUUUUAAAGUACGCUGAUAAUUGAGACAAAAAAUACUGCGCACUGUCGCCUAUAUUAAUCGAAAAAAUACGAUUCCUUAAUCAACGACAAUAUUUUUUUGAUUUCACAUUUGAAACUUGGAUUUGGCGCCUUCUGUUUUAAUUAUUAUACACUUGUUAGUUACAACUACUACUAACUCCUAGUAGUUGGUGAGCGAUGCCUGGGAAGAAGGGGAAGAAGGGGAAGAAGAGUGGGGGUGGCAAGAAGAAGAGUGCCAAGGGGGGCAAGGGGGCGGGCGCAGGCGGGGGUCCGACUGUGAUAGAUGGGAUAGCGACCCAGGACAUGACCCCCCAGCAGUUGGAGGAGGCGGUGGUGCGCAUGCGGGAGGAGAUGGACCGGGAGAGGGAGGAGAGGAACUACUUCCAGUUGGAGCGUGACAAGAUCAACACGUUCUGGGAGAUCACGAAGCGACAGCUGGACGAGAGCAGGGCGGAGAUGAGGAACAAGGACAAGGAGAUGGAGGAUGCGGAGGAGAGACACCAGGUGGAGAUCAAGGUCUACAAGCAGAAGGUGAAGCAUUUGAUCUACGAGCACCAGAACAAGAUCAGUGAGCUGAAGGCGGACGGGGCAGUGGCCAUCAAACUGGCCCAGGACGACCACCGCCACUCGGAGAACGAAUUGCGCCAGAACACCAGGUCCCUCAAGGUGGACUUGAAGGAGAAGGAGUUGUCGCACGAGGAUGUGAUCAAAGACCUGCAGUUGAAGAAUGACGAGCUCAUGUCCAAGAUGAGGAGUGACUUCGAGCGACAGGUGAGGGAGAUAGAGGGCAAGUACGAGAAGAAGAUGCGGGAUCUGAGGGACGAGCUGGAGUUGCGGAGGAAGACGGAGAUCCACGAGAUAGAGGAGCGGAAGAACACCCAGAUCAACACUCUGAUGAAGAACCACGAGAAGGCGUUCAGCGACAUCAAGAACUACUACAACGACAUCACCCUCAACAACCUCGCUCUCAUCAACUCCCUCAAGGAACAGGUGGAGACUAUGAAGGACCAGGCGGAGAAGAAGGAGAAGAUGAUGAACGAGAUCAAGUCGGAGAACAAGCGCCUCACCGAGCCACUCAACAAGGCCAAGGAGGAGGUGGCAGAACUGAGACGCCAACUGGCCAACUACGAGAAGGACAAGACUGCCCUGGCCUCCACCAAGUCCAGACUGAAGAUACUCUCGGAGGAGCAUCGCAACUUGAAGUGGGAACAUGAGACACUAGAGCAGAGGUUCGACAAGACACAAACGGAGAGAGAUGAACUCUACAAGAAGUUUUUGAAGGCCAUCCAGGAAGUGCAGCAGAAGUCCAGUUUUAAGAACCUGCUCCUGGAAAAGAAACUGGGGGCGCUCGCUGACACGUUGGAAAAGAAGGAGGCGCAGCUGAACGAGGUGUUGUCGGCUUCUAACCUGGACCCGACUGCUCUGUCCGUGGUAACUCGUAAAUUGGAGGAUGUUCUGGACGCCAAGAACAGCGCCAUCAAGGACCUCCAGUACGAGUUGGCGAGAGUGUGUAAGGCACACAACGACCUCAUGCGGACUUACGAGGCCAAGUUGAGCUCGUUCGGGAUCCCGAUUGACGAACUGGGCUUUAAACCCCUGGAGUCCACCGUGUCAGGCCAGGCACUGGGACAGGGUCCCGCUGGGCUGGUCGCCGCAUCCAACUGACCCAUAUAGAUCCGCAAAAAUGGAAAAAAGAAAAGUUACGUUGCAUGCUGUUUGCCUUUUUUAAACGAAAUUGUAAAGCGUUGAUAAGAUGAGCUAUUUUAUAAGCACAACUUUUUGAUUUUCAGAGCAAACUUUUGAAGAGUGUGAUAAUCUUUUU